UGGUCAGCUUUGACUAUUGGUUUCUCUGAUUUAUCAGCAUUUUCUAAAGCGAUAGAUGAAGGAAGAGACGACUGCAAGAAAUUUCGUGAAAAUUUCUCAAAGUCCUGACAGUUCUUCCCCUCUUGUCAGGACUAUCUUCCUUAUCACUCUCUUGGAUAGUUAACAAGAAGCUCUUUCCACCUUGAAUUCAAUUCACUGAGUGAUCUCUCUCUACCAUACGCCAUGAAGAAUUUCACCCAAAGGUUCUUUUCUUCACAGAAAAAACUGUGUGUCUUAACCCUUUUCCACUUCACCUUUCUCUACAGCAUAACCAUCGCCUUCGCUGGUGGCUUGCCAAAGCCUUACACGCCUCAUGACAACAUAGCCCUUGAUUGUGGCUCCACGAACAACAAAAUUGAUCUUGCUGGCCGAUCCUGGUUUGCAGAUAGCACCAUCUUUUUAGAUCAGUCGAAUAAGGUAUCAGUUAUCUUAAGUUCUGUAACAAAGGGAAACUCCAUACCUUACAAAACUGCUCGCCUCUCUCGCUCUCAAUUCACCUACUCAUUCACAGUCACACCAGGACCAAAAUUUAUUCGCCUUCACUUCUAUCCAAGUUCAUACCAAGAAUUCAAUCGCUCAAAUGCCUUUUUUGAUGUCCAUAUCGGUGGUUAUACCCUCCUAAGAAGCUUCAGCCCUGCCCUCACAGCUGAUUAUCUAAAAUCAGAAGUCUUUGCAAAAGAAUUUUGCAUAAAUAUUGACGAUCAAAAGCUGAACAUUUUGUUCAGUCCGGAUCCUAGUAUGCCAGAUUCUUAUGCUUUCAUCAACGGAAUCGAAAUCGUUUCCAUGCCCAACAAUCUUUACUACUCUGCAGACGAUGAUACAGGGUUCAAUUUUGUAAAUCAGGUAAACCCUUACCGCAUCCUGGAGAAGCAGGCUCUUGAAACUGUAUACCGAGUGAAUGUUGGCGGUAGCUCCAUUUCACCUGCACAAGAUACCGGUAUGUACAGGAACUGGUCUGAGGAUGAUGAAUACUUGACUAAUGGUAAACCUAGUGUUCUUCCUGUUAACCUUAGCAUCAACCCCAGUUUCAGCGUGAUACCAAAUUACAGUGCCCCAAUCCCAGUCUAUAAAACUGCCAGGACUAUGGGGACCAACAAAACUGUGAACGAGAACUAUCGACUCACUUGGGAAUUCCGAGUUGAUUCUGGGUUUACUUACUAUGUCAGGUUACACUUUUGCGAAUUCCAGAAAGAAAUAACAGAGCCUGGUGAUAGAGUAUUUCAGAUUUACAUUGACAAUAUUGUUGCUGAACAUCAAGCGGAUGUAAUCUCUUGGGCUGGUGCAAAAGGGGUGCCGGUCUAUAGAGAUUACGCUGUGAUGAUUGGUAGAGCAGGAACUGAAAAGAAAAGAAAUCUAUCUAUUGCACUUCACCCUGCCCCAGCUUGGAGGACCAAAUAUUCUGAUGCUAUUUUGAAUGGGGUUGAAAUCUUCAAAUUGAGCAAUGAAGGCAAUCUUGCGGGAGCAAACCCUGACAGAAUACCUACCAUUCCACAUCAAAACUCUCUUCCACCACCAAUAAGGCCAAAGUACAAUAGCAGAGCAAUAUUUCUCAUUGUUAUUGGUGUAGCAUCGGGCUUUGUUGCGCUUUCUGCUAUAUGUUUCUUGAUUUUCCGCCCAAAAUCGAGAGUUGAAGUAUCUUCAUCGUGGUACCAACUAUCUUGUAAGGAUUACUCUUCGAUGGACGGCAGUGGUGAAGAGCACAGCGGUGUUGGUAAACAUUCCAAGAAUACAUGCAGUCCAGAAAACAAGAAAUGGGAUCUCCUCUAAUGAAGUGUUUGCUCAAUUUUACUAGUCUAUUUUGUCACUGUUCUACCAUUUAUAAUUUUCAGGCUCCUCCUUAUGGUAAAGGUAUCAAAAGAGCAUUAUCCUGGGUUUUUUUUUUUUUUUCAAUCAAAUCUGUGAACUAUUGAAGCAUAAAUUAGUGAUUAAAUAUUUUCUAUGAAUGGUUAAAGCCUAUAUUAUAUCAA
Durio zibethinus is the source of this 2006-nucleotide messenger RNA. NCBI's taxonomy places the organism in Eukaryota, Viridiplantae, Streptophyta, Magnoliopsida, Malvales, Malvaceae. The record is from RefSeq and is a predicted model, not a curated record.